Molecule: messenger RNA, 860 nt
Organism: Hydra vulgaris (swiftwater hydra)
Lineage: Eukaryota; Metazoa; Cnidaria; Hydrozoa; Anthoathecata; Hydridae
Source: RefSeq, a predicted model, not a curated record
GUCAUAUUGAUAGUUGUGUUAAUGGAUUUAUUGAAGGGAAUGUUCUUAACAUAUCUCUCGCAUUGAAGGGUAGUGGUUGCAAUGUUACAAUAGAGUUUUUUCUUCCACCUUUUAUCACUUUUACUUCUGACAAUGUUCCAUCUGGAUUUUUCAAAAUAAACUCAAGUCAGACCAAGUAUUCUUUUCCUGGAUAUUUUGACACAAAUGUUGUUGUUAUAAGCAGCAUAAAAUUGUUUUUAAACAAAAGAAAAUGUCUCGGAGGUUUUCCUAUUGAAAUUCCGAUGAAAUUAAGUUAUCAAAAUAAAAUGAACGAAAUCAAAGUUGUAACAAUGGCAUAUCGAAAAAGUUUGCCUUGCUUAGAAAACUUUUCCAAAAUAUCAAAAGAUAAAAAUGCUUUGAGAGAAUAUUAUGGUCGUGGAAUACUUGUGAAUGCUGAUAACUCAUAUUUAUACAUAUGCAUGAAUCAAAACGUCCAGAGCACUAAACCAGCAUGUUAUUUUUCGAAUAUUCCUGGUGACUUUAUGAUUGAUCUUGAUGUUCGUGUUGGAUGUGUGUUAGGACAUCAUUUAAUAACUAAAGAGCUUUAUGCAAUCCAUCGAAAUCAAAAGUUGUAUUUAUAUUUUAAUACAGUUUACAAAAAAUGGCUUGGACUGACAAAUCAACAAUUCGAAAAAAUCUCUACAAAUCUUGAUAAUAAAGCAAUGAAAAAUUUUGAAAUGGAUGAAGAUCAAUUUUAUACCUUUGAUGCAAAUGAGUGGAUGGGCAACGCAGAGGGAUUGUUUUAUCGCAACAAUUCGUUAAGUUUAUGGAAGCAAAGAGUCAAGUGGAAUCAUUAAAUAUUUAAAAUUUUUAUAGUUAUC